Molecule: messenger RNA, 1041 nt
Organism: Nerophis lumbriciformis (worm pipefish)
Lineage: Eukaryota; Metazoa; Chordata; Actinopteri; Syngnathiformes; Syngnathidae
Source: RefSeq, a predicted model, not a curated record
AUGUCUUUCCUCAAGAAAUUCUUCCAAAACAUCAUCCAUGACAGAAACCCUGAGGAUGACCAAAUUAAAGUCAAAGGAAAGUUGACACCUGUGUUUUACGGGACUGUGUCUCCAUACCCAAACUUCAAUGCAACUAAGGAUGCUCAGGUUCUGCAAAGUGCAAUUGAAAGUAAAGGGGUGGAUGAGGAUGUAAUUAUUUCAGUCUUGGUCAAAAGAAACAAUGAGCAGAGACAGAAGAUCAAAGCAGUUUAUGAGGCUUUAACUGGUCAGCUAUUGAGCAAAGCCCUGAAGUCUGCGCUCAGGUCAGAUUUAGAGGACAUAUGUCUGGCCUUACUAAUGCCGCCAGCCCACUUUGACGCCUACCUGAUCAGAGCUGCAACCAAGAGACUGGGCACAGAUGAAGAUGUCCUAGUGGAGGUUCUGGCAACCAGGUCAAAUGAAGAAAUCCGAGAGUUGACGAGGGCCUUUAAAGAAGACUACGGGGAAGACCUGAAGGAGAUUAUUAAGGAUGAAACAAGCGGUGACUUCACUGCAGCACUUCUGAGAAUGUUGGAGGCCGACAAAGAUGAGAGCACGGAUGUUGACAUGGAUCGGGCCAAAAAGGAUGCCAAGACUCUGUUUGACGCGGGUGAGAAUACAAAAGGAGUGGACAUCUCUCCUUUUUUGGACAUUUUGACGAAACGCAGUGGGCCUCAACUCUCCAAAACAUUCCAGAUGUAUGCCUGUGUCAGUGACAUGACGUUACCUAAAGCUCUGGACAUGGAGCUCAAAGGAGACAUUGAAGACUGUCUCAUUGACAUUGUGAAAUGUGCGUGGAGCACACCAGCCUUCUUUGCCGAGAAGCUCCAUCGAGCUAUGAGGCGCCACGGAACGUGUGAAGAUACACUGAUCAGGGUGUUAGUAAGUCGCUCAGAGGUAGACCUGAAGAGAAUCCUGGAAGAAUACAGGGCUAUGUAUGAUGCAACUCUACAGGAGGACAUACUGAAAGACACAGAGCAUCAUUUUGAGAAGAUCCUCAUUGGACUGUGUGGACCCCACUGA